This is a messenger RNA of Sebastes umbrosus (honeycomb rockfish), 2206 nucleotides long. RefSeq names its product eukaryotic translation initiation factor 5A-1. Gene Ontology annotation, molecular function: translation elongation factor activity; ribosome binding; RNA binding. The record is from RefSeq and is a predicted model, not a curated record. NCBI's taxonomy places the organism in Eukaryota, Metazoa, Chordata, Actinopteri, Perciformes, Sebastidae. The transcript has 5 exons. The coding region runs from base 340 to 807 and encodes 155 amino acids. Gene Ontology annotation, biological process: positive regulation of translational termination; positive regulation of translational elongation.
AUCGUGUUGCUGUGGUGACGGUGGAGAGGAGCUGCUGGAUGAGAGAGACUAGAGGAGGUGGUAGUGAAGCCUGCAGACAGACCAGACAUAGCGGGUCCAGGGCUGACCUUAACGGUAGUGUACCUCUCUACGAGGUAUAGCCUGCAUUAACCCGGGUUAAAGCAGGGAGGGUAUAAAGAGAGGACAAGCGGAAUGAAAGAGGAAUAAAGGAGAUAGCUGAAGGCAAAAGGGAGCGACGUCGCACCGAGGAGGAGACGGGAAGCAAAGAGGAGGAAUUAAAGGGGAUAAAAGCUGAUAAAUAACAGAAGAGAGGAGAGGCAUUAUCACUAGGCAGCAGGCAUGGCAGAUGCAGAGCUGGACUUCCAGACGGGUGAUGCCGGGGCGUCCGCCACCUACCCACAGCAGUGCUCUGCCCUGCGCAAAAACGGCUUUGUUGUGCUGAAAGGACGACCCUGCAAGAUCGUCGAGAUGUCCACCUCAAAGACCGGCAAGCACGGCCACGCUAAGGUCCACAUGGUUGGUAUCGACAUCUUCUCCGGUAAGAAGUAUGAAGAUAUCUGUCCCUCCACCCACAACAUGGACGUCCCCAACAUCAAGAGAAUGGACUACCAGCUGAUCGGGAUCCAAGAAGGCUACCUGUCCCUGCUCCAGGACAGCGGGGAGGUGAGAGAGGACUUGAAGAUUCCCGAGGGAGACCUGGGCAAAGAGAUAGAGAGCAAGCACGAAGCCGGGGAGGAGAUCCUGAUCACUGUUCUAAAUGCAAUGGAUGAAGAAGCUGCAAUUGGCAUCAAAGCCUUGGGUAAAUAAGCCACUGCAGGUAAAUACAGAUCUACAGCUGUGUCGACAUGCAGCUGUCCGCUCAUCCCCUCCCCAGCUACCGCCCGACCCCAGCCUGCCUCAAGAGGAGUGUGUGUGCGUUAUGUAAAACGAUGUGUGUGUGUUUGGGUGUUACACCACAAGCCACCAGCAUGUGCCAUGCCAGUGCGAGUGUGUGUGUGUGUGUGUGUGUGUGUGUACGGUUAAUUGUUCAUCAUUGGACCACCAAGGGAGAGGCAACUCCAGUCAACAAGAUCCAAAAGAAAUGUACAAUUAUGCAUAUCCACUAUACUGGAAAUAGACAUGUUUUUGCAUAUUUUUGUGUGUAUAUAUCUGUUUAAAGUGGACAUAUUAGUGAUCAGCUGAAAGAUUUCUAAUAUACAAACGAAUUCGAUGAGUGUGUUCACGAUUUGAAGCCUGUAUGAAGUGGUGCCACUGUGGAUUUGCCUACCCCUUAAUGUACUUUUUUGUCUCAUGUCACCACUAUUAUGAGCAUGUGUAUAAUUUUUUUUAUGUAGCACUAUCGAAAUAUAAAUGAAAGCUUAUGGUUCAUAUUGUAUUUCUGAAGAAUGUUGUGUUUAAUUCUGUGGGUCGCACUUCAUUUUUACAGCCUGAUCUAGCCUAGUAAGAAACAGCUAUAAGCGUUGUUGUAAUUGUUGGGUCAAACAUGCACUUUCUUUCCUUGCACUUUCUCACCUUUCAAACUGUGGGCUGUAGAAUAAAGCGUCCACGUUAAAUAUGUUUAAAACUGUCGGUUUGUGCAAUGUUUCCUCUGCGGAGGCUAGUUAAAACACUGUCUCAUUAAAAUAUAUGUCUCCCGUGUUUAUUUUUUUUCCUCCUUCUCUGACUUUUCUUUCCUCUUUCUCCUCAUUCUUCCCCCCUUUUGUAAUUCUGUUUCAGGGGCAAACGAGAUGCACUGGACCCGGGGAAAAGGAGGGGAUAUAGCCUCGUCAAUGCUACCUUCCUUUUUUUCCCCUUCUUUUUUGUCUUUGUUUUUCAUACUCUCUCUCCCUCGCUCUGUUUUUUUGGGUUCAAUUAAAAAAUAAUUGGAAAUGUCUAACGCUAAAUAAACAUUGUCUAAUGUUUAAACAUCUGGACAAACAGAUGUUAAUAGAUGAAAAGGUCAGAGGUGAUGACUAAUGAUUGAGUAGGUCUACAAAUAUUCAGUAGCUACCUACCAUCAGGGAAAAGAAAUAAGGUCAUAAUGUCUCGACUGUUGUUUUUAUAUGUUCCCCUGUUUUACGAAGGGCUUCAACUCUGGAUCUGCAUUGUUCUGUUGAGGCUUGUUCAGGGUAUAAUACUAGGUUUCAUCUGUUCCUUUUGGCAAUCUGAACAAGCCCCUCCUGCUGUUUACUUGUCUAUUAAACAAAGGUUACCAACAUGGCACACC